GUGGCGCGGAGCGGCGCGGAGGGCCGGGCGCCGUCGCCUCGCCAUGGGUCCCAAAGCGAAAAAGGGUCCGGGUAAGAAGAAACUCACCAAAGCCGAGCGUCUGAAGCUGCAGCAGGAGGAAGAGGAGAGGCGACUGAGAGAGGAAGAGGAAGCCCGAUUGAGAUUUGAGAAAGAAGAGCAGGAAAGGCUGGAGCGCAUGCGAAUCGCUGAGGAAAAAUGGCAUCAACUUGAAGAAAAAGAUCUCGAGAGGCGCAACCAGGAGCUGCAAGAGCUGAACCUCUUAGAGGAGUGCUUCCUGGAAGCGGAGAAAUUAAAGCAAGAAAUCAGAUCUCUUUCUCGGUGGAACCACUACAUCGCGUGCGAUGGGAGGCCCGACCCGUCGGAGUCGCAGGAGAUGAACACGUUCAUCAGCCUGUGGCGAGAGGAGCCCGACGAGACCUUCCAGGCCGUGAUCGAGAAGAGCAAACUCGUCCUGUAUUUAAUCGAGAAGAUGAAGCUGAUUCUGUUGGAAACGCCGCCGGGUGACAUGGACAGCAAAGCUACGGCGCAGUACACGGGGUCCGUGCGGCAGCUGCAGGAGCUGCUGCAGCUCAAGCUGAACAGAGCCACCGAGCUGCUCCUCCGGCAAGCUAGUAAUUUAGCCGACAUGGACAGUGGAAAUAUGGAAAAAGUCAUUCGGGACGAGAACAUUAACCUGUACCUGUGGGCAAACCUCAAGAAGAAUCCGAGGAACAGAAGUGUCCGCUUCUCCGAGACACAAGUAGGAUUUGAAAUCCCGAAGAUCCUGGCCACGAGCGACAUCGCCCUGCGCCUCCUGCACACGCGCUACGACCACCUCACCCCCGCGGACCUGGCCCUCGCCCCCAAGGAGGAGGGCUCUGUCGAGGUGGAGCCCAGCCAAAGCUUGCUGGACACCCAGGACGUGGUCCAGGAGGACCAGGAGGCGGAGAACCCGGAAAGCGAGCUCACGUUAACUCAGGACGAGGAGAAACAGGCAGAAGAACAAGUCAAAGCCAAAGUGCAAGUGAUGUCCAUCGCUGAAGACCUAGAAGCCAUGAAGAAUGCACUGAGGAGGAAAUUACUAAGUGACAAAAUAUUAGAAGCCCAGAAGCUCCUGGUGAAGAACGACUCUGAAAUGCCAGAAAUGAAGGACAUCUUGGACGUGAAUCUGUGCCAGUUCACGCCUCUGGGCGGCGUGUUCUACCUGGACAUCCUGCAGCUGCCCCCGCUCUGCAAGCCGGUCAAGGGCUGGAUGAUGGUGGAGCUGCUCAGAGGAGAAUUACAGAAUUUCACGUAUCCUCCCGAGUCGGUGGAAGAGCUGGAUCCGGAGAACGCCUUCCCGCCCAUCGAAAUCACCCUGCAGCUCCCCGAGAACGUCGUCUUCUUCGAAGAGCCGAUGGUGGUCAGGUGGGACGCCGAAGGUCAGGGCUGGAAGAAGGGCGGCAUCAGUGACGUGUAUUACAAAGAGGAAGACAAGCUCCUGUCCUUCAGCCUGGAGGUGCCCGGCCCCUUCACCCUGGUCCAAGACGCUCACAUAAACAUGCCCUACCUGUCGUGGGAGAUGGUGCCUCUGGACCUGAACAGAGUCCUCCUGACGGUGACCACGGCGUUCACCGAGUUCCAGAUCCAGAUCAAGGAAAACCUCUGUAUGCUAUCUUCAGUCAAGCUGAAAGACCAAAGGCCAGUUUCCAAUCUGAAGGGCAAAUGGCUGGCUCUGAUCCCCUUCAUUACUGCGUUGAAAGAAGUUGGGCUGAAUAUCUUCCCGACCCGAUUCUCUCAUCUAUACGUGAUUAUCAACAAUAAGGGGGCCCUGGUGGAGGUCAAGGCCUACCGACAGAUCGCCCUGCUGAGCUCGACCUUCGCCUUCGGCUGGAGCAAGUGGAACGCGGUGUGCGACUCGCAGAAGGUGGUGUUUAAGGCCCGGGAGCAGGCGCCCGGCCGGCCCCUCGCCGCGGACUGGGCCCUGCUCCUGUUCAGCGGCCAGCGCGCGCAGCGGCUGAAGCUGACGGAGGACAGCGACGCGUUCUCGGAGGCCGUGGAGGACGGCACCGAGUUCCACUCGAGCCUCUUCCACAUGGUCAGCGACUACGCGUCGCCCGAAGCCCUGGACAGGAUCCGCGCCGCGGCCGGCCGCCACGUGGACGCCGUGUGCCAGCUGCUGCUGGCCACGCGCCUGCUCAGCUUCUCCUAG
Messenger RNA from Dipodomys spectabilis (banner-tailed kangaroo rat), 2191 nucleotides. It is a transcript of the gene Dnai7, whose product is annotated as dynein axonemal intermediate chain 7. Gene Ontology annotation, cellular component: axoneme. Bases 44 to 2191 code for a protein of 715 amino acids. The transcript is spliced from 16 exons. The record is from RefSeq and is a predicted model, not a curated record. Gene Ontology annotation, molecular function: microtubule binding; beta-tubulin binding. NCBI's taxonomy places the organism in Eukaryota, Metazoa, Chordata, Mammalia, Rodentia, Heteromyidae.